Molecule: messenger RNA, 336 nt
Organism: Fusarium graminearum PH-1
Lineage: Eukaryota; Fungi; Ascomycota; Sordariomycetes; Hypocreales; Nectriaceae
Exons: 1
Coding region: 1-336 (111 amino acids)
Source: RefSeq, a predicted model, not a curated record
AUGAUUCGAUGUAAAGAUAAGCGCGGGAUUGGUUUUAGGUUCGACUUGGCGUCGGGCGGAGGUGGAACUAGAGACGGAGGAGCAGCAUGUUUGAUCAGCACUUAUCCCGACAAUCUGAGGCAGCCCGAGCGGCUUGGUGCUGGUUCAUCGUGCCAGGCAGCUGCUCGUACAGAGAUCGACACCCAUUCUAGAAUGCGUAUACGGGAUCUCGAAGCGAGCGGUGAAAAUCCCAAACGUCGGUCCGAUGGAUCGUCCAUUUACCUAGACAUCCGGGGCCGAGUGCUGACGUAUGAACCGCUCCCGAAACAAUGGAUAAGUCAAAAACCUGAUAUUUGA